CGCCUCCUUGACCCCGUGCAUGUCAAGGUCAUGGCCUGUCAGUGAUCUGGAGCAGCUGACAAAAUGGCGAGCAGUAGAGCCAUUGUGGCAGUUUGUCACACUCGAAUUUGCCACAGACAUAUAUUAAAGAUACGAAGCCAGCUGCCUUCCUUCUAUAAGAAACUUCCAUGCCGAGCUGCUCCCCAACUGUCGUUUUGGUUUUCUGUUUGACAUCGAUGGAGUGAUAGUUCGAGGGAAAAAGUUAUUACCAUCUGCUAAGGAAGCCUUUCAGCUCCUGACAGAUAAAAAUGGCAACUUUCAGGUACCAGCACUGUUUGUUACUAAUGCUGGUAACUGCCUUCGUUGCCGCAAAGCACGCCAACUUUCUGAAUGGCUUGGUAUCAAUGUCACUCAGGAUCAGGUUGUAAUGUCACACAGUCCCUUGAGGAUGUUCCAGCAGUUCCAUGAUAAGCAUGUGUUGAUUAAUGGCCAAGGACCAAUCCGAGAAAUUGCUCAGAAUCUUGGAUUUACCAAAGUGACUACUGUGGAGGAGUUGUCUGAAUAUUUCCCUUAUCUAGAUGUCAUGGAUCACAAGAGGCGUCGACCACCACCGUGUGCCUUUGAAGAUUUUUUCCCAUGCAUUGAAGCUGUUGUGCUGUUUGGUGAACCUGUGAGGUGGGAGAUGCCUCUACAGAUCCUGCUGGAUGUACUAAUGACCAAUGGCAAGCCUAACUCUCCCCUACCUACUGUGCCGUACCCUCACCUACCAGUGCUUGCUUGCAACAUGGACCUUCUAUGGAUGGCAGAGGCUCCCUCUCCCAGGUUUGGUCAUGGUUGCUUCUUACAUGCACUGGAAGGACUGUAUCAGAAAAUAUCUGGCCGUGAGUUGAAGUAUACAGCACUGAUUGGGAAGCCUAGUGAGAUUACAUAUCAUCAUGCUGACCAUCUGCUACAUCAACAGGCGAAGCAGCUUGGUAUUGAUGGCAUUGAAACUAUAUACUGUAUAGGGGACAACCCAGAGACAGAUAUAUAUGGUGGUAACCUGUACAGUCGCUACUUGAAGAAAAGACAUGCACAUCGUGUGAUGUUGCAAUCCUCUGCUUCAUCUCAGGGAACAAGCAUAAAAACAAAACUGCGGCGAGCUCAGAGUGAUGGAGAGUUCAUUGAUGAAGAGGAGGAGGAAGUGAUAGGGAGUGAAGAGCAUAUACACCAUAUAGACAAAGAUGCGUCAAUAGAAGAGAUGUCACGACAGUUAGUUGUAGAGGAAGAAGAAGACACCAGCGGACAAAAUGGAAUUUAUACUCGGCAGUGUGAAUCUAUACUUGUUUGUACAGGAGUCUUCAGCAAAGAAAUGGACCUAUUUAACCUUAAAAAUCAUCGUAUAUCAAACCACAAUCAUCGAGACUUUGUCAUUGAUCCGGACCUCAAGCAGCCCAGCCACAUAGUGUCCAAUGUGCUAGAAGCAGUGCGUCUGGUGAUGGAACAUGGAGGAGCUAUUACACAAAAUCCAGAGACUUAAUGUCCUCUUAUCAGUGAAGCAAUUUUCCCUGUGAUGUUUACUUUUAUGGACCUUACAGUUUUUAUGUACAGUUAAAAGGAAAAGAACCAGAUUUUAUACCUCUCUGCACCUUGCACUUGAUAUUUAUUUUGAGUGGUUGGCUGUCAACCCCUUUCACUCGGUGUUAAGGAGCAGAAUUGUUCAUGCCUGUUACAACUGUGUUGUUUGUGUUGGUUAUGACAACGAUGUUGAAAUAUAUGGAGUGAGUAGGAGGAGACAGCAAGACACAUCAGCUUUUGUUUUCUGUCGUGGUAUAGUUUUUUUUAGUUCUUCCUCAAUGCAGCCAGGCACAGACCUUCAAAGGUGUGCCUGUAUUUUAUAAAUUCCUUUGUGUCAAGCCAUUACUAUGUUUUACAAUUUUGAUUGAAAAUGAAAUUUUAUCUCUUUAUGACCAUUUUGACUGGCAAGUGUUAAGUGCCACAUAUUUUAUUAGUUGUAUUUAUUGGUACUGGUAUUUAUAGUAAGAAAAACACCUUUAAAAAUUUAAUUUGACUAUUGACGGCUUGAAAGGGUGUUAAAAAUGCUGUUGCAUUGAGGCAUGCUCUGACCAUGUAAUUUAAAAAAAAAACUGCUUGUGAAAAUGCAUAACUCUUUCUUUCUGCUGGAUCAGUGGUCUUUUAAAUCACUUACCAUGAGAAGUAGUCAGCUGUAAAUAUUGCUGUUGUCAUCUUUUGUUUCUCAUUUCAUCAUAAUUUUCUCCAGGGUUGUCUCUGCAUGCAUUGACUGGUCAGUAUCAAAUCUCCUGGGCUGUUUCCCAUUUUAUCAUAUUACCUGGGGCUGCAUGCACUCACUGGUCAGUAUCAGCAGAGAGCAGCUGGGGUCAUGACAUACUUUCCUUCUGAAAUCUCAUCAUCACCUACCACUCAGUGUUAACUAAUAAUACUCUUUGCUUGACCUCCACAGCUAGCAGAGUGUGGUCUGCUACAACAUGAAGAUUGAAACGUGGUGAUCUCAAAAGAAGGGCAGAAAUUAUGUUGUGUAUUCAGGCUGUAUGAUAAACAGUUGUAAAACUGUUGUUAAAAAAAGUUCUAUAAUGCAGACUUGGGUGUUGAUGUAUUUAUAGCAGUCAGGUAAGAUAAAAAUUUGUCAAGUGGUCUUAGUGAUAGCUACCACUUUCAUGACAAUCAGAGGCAGCCUUUGGGGUGGCGACUGGGGCAACUAGCCCAGGCCCUGUGCUUGAAGGGGGACCCCGCGAUAGGAGAUUCUUGUAGUAAGGUACACUUGUGGCUCUCAGCCCUGCAUAUGACACUCGCCCAGGGCCCCACUUACUGCUAAGGCUGCCUCUGAUGACAAUCACCAAUCACUGAAAGAAUAUUGUUAUAAAAGUCAAAUUUUUGAAUAGACAUUCUGAAUUAAAUCAUGUUAUAAAACUCAACUUUUUUAUAGACAUUGUGAAUGUUAUAAAAAAGGCUAUAACUUACAAGCCAGUUAGAUUUUUCUAUAGUUUGAGAUAAGAGUCUUCAUAAGAAUUGAUCCUUUUACCUGACAAGUUGUUCCAUUCACAUGAUUACUGAGCCAUCUCUGUUAUAAUCUCUAUGACCUGGUUUUGUCUUGUGAUAUUGGUUAUUUGAUAUUUUCUAUCCCCUUGCAACUCUUUGUACUUUUUAUCAACUGAAUUGUUAUCCCUUACCAACAGUGCAAGGAACAAAACUCACAUUGUUACACAGACUGGUGGCAAACAGGAGUUGUUUAGAAGCAUUGAAAUGCAUUCAAAUGAGGUUGUUGGGCUUUUUUCUUGGGAAAGUGAUUUCACACUGCUAGGAGAAGGGGAUGUAUGGGAGGUAAUUGAGUAGACAAAGGAAGCUGGUGCCAGCCUGUGAAUCAGUGUCUCAUGGCAAGAUCUGAACCCAUGACUCUCUCUCACACGUAUACACAUAUCAGCUGUUUCAUUUAACAAAUCAUUUAAUUAUACUAUAGCACUGUGCCAUUUUAAGCUUGUUUUUGUAUAUUGAAAGUAAAGAUUUUGAAGAAGACCUUAAAAUUUCAUUUAAUAUUUUCUUGUCUCUAUAAAACUGUUUUUCUUAUUGCUUCUCAACUUCUUACAUCAUUUAUAGAUAGUUGUCAUUAAGUAGGACAGCAAAUCUUCAGAUGAUCUGAAUAUGAUUUUUUUAUGAAAUAUGGCAUAAUUUGUGGAAAGAAAAGCUAGGAAUGCAUGUUGUUAUCUUUUUUCAAACUAUGUAUUUUUGAGAUAUAUACAUUCUGAGAGUAUUAUUCAUGGGAUUAAAACCUCAGUAUGUAAAUACAUGCAACCACUUGUUUAUGUAGGCACAUGCCUGUAGUAUUGUGUAUGUGUGGUUUGUUGCUCUUGAUGCUCAUGACAUUUUCAUGCGUAGAGCAAGAAAGCAGGCUUUUGCUUCUUGAUGAUGAAUGUGUGGUACACAACCCUAAUAUUAAUUAAAUCUUUUGUGUCUAUAAAGCAGUGGAAAAGACAUGCUUUAUUAGAUCUGAAUGUCUGUAUUUAUGUUUACUCUUUGCUUUUAUUUUUCAUGUGUUGUAGAAUAUUUUGUUGUGCAAUGCUUUGCAUAUAGAGCACAAAAGGGCUUUGUUUUGUCUUUGAUCUUAUUGGUGAAUUCCAGUGCAAAUAUGUUUUUCAGAAAAAAAUUUGUUCGUGGGUGUAAAAGCUCUUUGUCAAUUUUUCAAGGAAGGUGGAUAUCUGCUUGCAUUGAUGCAAGGAAGUAUGCAUGCAUGCACACAUUUGUGAGUGUGUGCACAUUUGUAUUGAUGUGUAGGUAUGCAUGUGUGACAGUUUGAGACACUUGACUAUCUUUAACUACUUUUGUUUUUCUGGAAAGUUUUAGGAAAAGUAGCACCAUGAAAGAGUUAACUAAUGCAUCUUUUAAAUAUAUAACUCUCAUGGAUCUUUAACAUGCAGAUAUGACGACUAGCGCUUUGGAUUUUAUACAUCAUUUUUUUUAAUAAAUGGAUACAAUUGUACAUUUCCUUGAAAGAUGCAUAUGAGUGAAAUAUGUUUUGCUGCUGUCAGUUUUUUGUAUUAUAGGUUCAGACAAACCAUGCCAAAAGGUAGGAGUUAUUAACAAUGUUUUUAUUACACUUUAGAUAUUUCUUAUGGAUUUCUUGGUGCAAGUGGCUAUUAAUUAUGGAGUAUGUGAGGCAAAUCUUGAAUAAAGCUGUUUCAGGAUAUCAUC
Molecule: messenger RNA, 4683 nt
Organism: Pomacea canaliculata
Lineage: Eukaryota; Metazoa; Mollusca; Gastropoda; Architaenioglossa; Ampullariidae
Product: haloacid dehalogenase-like hydrolase domain-containing 5
Exons: 8
Coding region: 407-1498 (363 amino acids)
Biological process (GO): glycerophospholipid biosynthetic process
Cellular component (GO): mitochondrion
Source: RefSeq, a predicted model, not a curated record